Messenger RNA from Populus euphratica (Euphrates poplar), 1804 nucleotides. Its product is annotated as cytochrome P450 CYP736A12-like. The record is from RefSeq and is a predicted model, not a curated record. Bases 110 to 1591 code for a protein of 493 amino acids. Gene Ontology annotation, molecular function: monooxygenase activity; oxidoreductase activity, acting on paired donors, with incorporation or reduction of molecular oxygen; iron ion binding. The transcript is spliced from 2 exons. Lineage: Eukaryota; Viridiplantae; Streptophyta; Magnoliopsida; Malpighiales; Salicaceae.
CCUGUUUGUUUUUCCUUCAGGCUUUCGAUUCAUAAGUCACAAUAUCCAAGUAAAUAAAAGGGUAGAGAUUUUAUACACUUCAAGAACAGCAAGCUAUAGAAUCACAUCCAUGGCUUGGAUUUGGACUUCUCUAGCCUUUGUUGCACUUAUCUUUCUGCUCCAAUGGUUAAGCACCAAGAAUAAGAGACUACCGCCUGGUCCAAGAGGGUUUCCAAUUUUUGGAAGUCUUCAUAUGUUAGGGAAGUUUCCUCAUCGAGCUCUUCAUCAGCUUGCUCAAAAAUAUGGCCCCAUCAUGCAUUUGCGGUUAGGCCUGGUGCCAACCAUUGUUGUCUCUUCGCCUGAAGCUGCCGAAUUAUUUCUUAAGACCCAUGACCUUGUUUUUGCUGGUAGACCACCUCACGAGGCUGCAAGGUACUUCUCUUAUGGACAAAAAGGCAUGACUUUUGCACAAUACGGCCCGUACUGGCGCAACAUGCGUAAGAUGUGCACAAUAGAGUUGCUUAGUAGCUUGAAAAUUACAUCUUUCAAGUCAACGAGAAUGGAAGAACUUGAUCUGUUGAUUAAGUACAUUCAAGAAGCUGCACGGGAACGUGUUGCUGUCGAUCUGAGUGCUAAGGUUUCGUCCCUCAAUGCUGACAUGAGCUGUAGAAUGGUGUUUGGGAAGAAAUAUUUAGAUGAGGAUCUUGAUGAGAGGGGAUUCAAAUCUGUGAUGCAAGAGGUCAUGCAUUUAUCAGCAGCUCCACACUUGGGAGAUUACAUUCCUCAAAUCGCAGCUCUUGAUCUCCAGGGACUGACAAAACGCAUGAAGGCUAUUUCCAAAGUGUUAGAUGUGUAUCUUAACAAGAUUAUUGAUGAGCAUGCCCAAUACCAGGAGAAGGGCAAAAACAAGGACUUUGUUGAUGUCAUGCUAAGUUUCAUGAAAUCCGAAGAAAACGAGCACCUUGUUGAUCAAGGCUGUAUGAAAGCCAUAAUGCUGGACAUGCUUGCGGGUUCAAUGGACACUUCAGCAACUGUGAUUGACUGGGCAUUCUCAGAACUGAUAAAAAAUCCACGGGUUAUGAAGAAACUGCAAAAAGAAUUAGAAGAAGCAGUUGGAAAGCAAAGGAUGGUAGAAGAAUCAGACUUGGAGAGGUUGGAGUACCUAGACAUGGUUGUGAAGGAAACCUUGCGGCUCCAUCCAGCGGGUCCUUUGAUGAUCCCUCAUGAGGCCAUGGAGGACUGCAUUGUGAACGGCUUCCACAUACCAAAGAAAUCACAUGUUAUAAUCAAUGUAUGGGCCAUUGGUCGAGACCCAAAAGCUUGGACCGAUGCAGAAAAGUUUUACCCAGAGAGGUUUGUUGGCAGUGACAUAGAUGUUCGGGGCCGAAACUUCCAGCUUAUUCCAUUUGGCACUGGCCGCAGAAGCUGCCCUGGAAUGCAACUGGGGCUAACUGUGGUGCGACUGGUGCUUGCGCAGCUGGUGCAUUGCUUUGAUUGGGAACUUCCAAAUGGAAUAUUGCCAUCUGAAGUGGACAUGACUGAAGAGUUCGGUCUCGUAAUGUGCAGGUCCAAGCAUCUAGUAGCUAUUCCUACAUAUCGCCUUAACAAAUGAAACUAAAAGUGUCAGUGUCUUGUUUUAGAUCAAAAUAACGUUCCCUGCUAAAUUGAUCCUUCAGGGAUUCUGUGUGCUUUCUUGUUCAUAGAUCUUACCAUCUUUUUAAGAGAAAAUAAAUGAGGUAUGAUGCCAUUUCUUUUGGAAAACUAGAUUAGCAAUUCUCUGUCCGACCGAUGGAAGAAGAACGUAUAUAAAAGCACCGUUAGACUU